AUGGAGGCAAAUUCACAUGAGGAUAACAACUCGGAUACAGACGCUCGUUUACCGCCACACAAGCGUCUUCUAGCGGGACUCAAAAAACAUAUUCCCGAUGUUUAUUCCUCCGGCCCGUCUACUCCUUGUAGUGCUGACUGUGAAUACUAUGCCCGCCUCAACAACCUCCUGAGGUUCCAUUUGAGUAACCCUAAUCUCUCGAAUGAGGAGCUUCUAGAAUCUUCCAGAAAUGCCGCAAUAGAAGCUACAAAGUUUGCCGAGGCCAAAAGGGCCAACGCCGAGCAAAAGGCGACCAAGGCCGCCCGUGCGGUGGCGGCCGCCAAGAAUGCCCUCGAACUCGUUGCGGAUCUAGAGGAGGCUGCUGCUAGAAAGGAUAAAAAACGGAAUAAAGUAAAAAAGCAUGUCUCGGUCGAGGCAUUUUAUGAUAAAAAUAAAAGGGAGAAAAAUGCAAAUUGCAGGGUAGAUGAAGAAGCGGCUCGUAAUUUGUAUCGGGCCUCGAACGGCUUGCUGGACUCGGAUUCAAAGAUUCGAAAGCACAAGAAGCUGAAAGAUACUGUUUACAGUACAGAGAGUCGUGUUAAGGAAAUAGACAUGAUGAUCACAGUGGAUUUGAACUCGAAAGACGGUGAAGGCGAAGAAAAAGCGAUUCAGGAUAAUUUGAAUGAAAAAUUUUCCGAGCCAUUGGAUAGUGUCGGUAGAAAGAGAGGGAGGAUCAAGCAGAAAAAGUUGCCGUUGAGCAUUUGUAGCUUCGAGGACCGAGCAGCCCCAACAGAUGAGGAAGGCCCGUCUGUUGAUGAUUCGGAAGCAACUGCAGAGAGGUCGUUGAAUUCGGAGUGUGAUUCGCAGAGUAAAGCAAUGGAGUUGUGA
This is a messenger RNA of Striga hermonthica, 867 nucleotides long. Lineage: Eukaryota; Viridiplantae; Streptophyta; Magnoliopsida; Lamiales; Orobanchaceae. The record is from the annotation of a GenBank genome assembly.